Aureococcus anophagefferens is the source of this 972-nucleotide messenger RNA. RefSeq names its product expressed protein. Lineage: Eukaryota; Pelagophyceae; Pelagomonadales; Pelagomonadaceae. The transcript has a single exon. Gene Ontology annotation, molecular function: protein binding. The record is from RefSeq and is a predicted model, not a curated record. Bases 1 to 972 code for a protein of 323 amino acids.
AUGCGCCUCCUCCUCUUCGCGCUGGGCACGACAACAGCCCUCCGCGCGUCCUGGUCACCCAUCACAUCAAAAAUCCAGCCGUCGCCGCGGUCCGGGGCGGCGGCGACGGCGACCACGGACGGCUCCGUCUACCUCUUCGGCGGCUACGAGGAGGACGAGGCCGGCGCGCGCACGGUCGUCGACGACCUCUGGCGCUACGACGCCGACGGCUGGACGCGCGUCGCCACGGGCGGCCCCGGCCCGCGGCUCUGCUCCGCCCUGGCGGCCGUCGGCGGCGAGCUGUUCCUCUUCGGGGGCUGGGACCCCGAGACCGAGGGCACGGGCGGCUCGAUCCUCGACGACGUCUGGGCCUACGACAUCGCCGCGGGGCGCUGGGAGAGCUGCGCGCCCGUGCCCGGCGGCCCCGCGUCGCGCCACGUCUGCUGCGCGCUCGCCGGCGGCGACGUCCUCGUCCACACGCAUCGGUCGGAGACGUCCGUGCUCCUCUUCGACGCCGCGACGCGCGAGUGGCGCGAGCAGGCGACCUCCGGCCCGGCGCCGUCGUCGCGCGGCCUCCACGUCGCCGCGGCCGUCGACGCGGGCGUCGUCGUCUUCGGCGGCGCCGACAAGUCGGGCGCCAUGUGCGCCGACGCGUUCGUCCUCGACGUGGCCACCUGGACCUGGCGCGCCCUCGGCGCGACGGGGCCCGCGGGCCGCGCGGGCGCCGCGGCGGCGCCGCUCGACGCCACGUCCGUCGUCGUCGCCGGCGGCGCCGCGCGCGGCGACGACGGCGGCCUCGACCCGCUCGGCGACGUCUGGGUGCUCGACGUCGCCGCGGACGCGUGGCGGCGCGCCGACGCCUCGGGCGACUUCAAGCCGCGCAACGCCCUCGUGCUCUGCCCCUCCGGCGGCGGCUUCCUCGUCCACGGCGGCUGGCGCCCCUUCGUGGAGACCUACGGCGACACGCUCGCCCUCGACGUGAGCUCGUCCUAA